Molecule: messenger RNA, 4107 nt
Organism: Spodoptera exigua (beet armyworm)
Lineage: Eukaryota; Metazoa; Arthropoda; Insecta; Lepidoptera; Noctuidae
Source: the annotation of a GenBank genome assembly
CACUAACAUUAAUAAUGUUUAGCUGUCAAACGUUGUUCGCCAUUACUCAUUUGAUGUACCUAAAAGUUAAAUAAACUGAAAAACCUAAUGAAUUAGAACAUAAAUACUAAAUUUGACUAAUACCGAACGGGUAGCAAGUUUUGUUUUAUCACUUAAGUGACAAUUAACAUAAACUUAUGUGUUUAUAAGCCGUAAUUAUAGACAUCCUGUGCGUUAGAUUUCCUCUCGGUAUUUCCGUGUUUUGAAACUAAAUUAUCAUGUCUGUGAGUGAAAAAGUAUCCUUAUCCGAUGCGCUGAGUAAUGUGGAUGUGUUGGAUGAGCUCACUUUGCCGGAUGAACAGCCAUGCAUUGAGGCUGCACCCUGCUCCAUAUUAUACCAAGCCAACUUCGACACCAACUUCGAAGAUCGCAAUGGCUUCGUCACCGGUAUCGCCAAGUAUAUCGAGGAGGCCACUGUACAUGCCAACUUGAAUGAACUCCUAGAAGAGGGCAACGACCAUGCUGUAAUGCUGUAUACAUGGAGAUGCUGCAGUCGGGCCAUACCUCAGCCUCGGUCCAACGAACAGCCCGACCGAGUGCAUAUAUAUGAGAGGACCGUGCAGGUCUUGGCUCCUGAAGUCGACAAGCUGUUGCAGUUUAUGUAUUUCCAGCGCAAAGCCAUAGAACGCUUCUGCGGCGAAGUCCGAAGACUUUGUCACGCCGAGAAGCGAAGGGAUUUCGUUUCCGAAGCGUACCUGCUUACCCUCGGCAAGUUCGUCAACAUGUUCGCAGUCCUGGACGAGCUGAAGAACAUGAAGAGUUCCGUCAAGAACGAUUAUUCUACUUACAGAAGGGCUGCACAAUUCCUCAAGGUGAUGUCAGACAGUCAGAGUCUUCAGGAGUCCCAGAACCUCUCCAUGUUCCUCGCUACCCAGAACAAGAUCAGAGACACGGUCAAGGACGCCUUGGAGAAGAUUAACGGCUACGAAGAGUUAUUAGCUGAUGUUGUUAACAUCUGCGUGCAUAUGUUCGAGACCAAAAUGUAUCUCACACCGUCUGAAAAACAUAUGCUUGUCAAGGUAAUGGGUUUUGGAUUGUUCCUGAUGGAUUCCGAAGUUUGUAACAUCAACCGUUUGGAUCAGAAAAAGAAGAUCCGUCUCGACCGCAUCGAUAGAAUAUUUAAGAAUCUGGAAGUUGUUCCUCUAUUCGGAGACAUGCAGAUCGCUCCGUUCAAUUACAUUAAGCGGUCCAAACACUAUGAUAGUAGCAAGUGGCCACUGUCUUCAAGCCCCAACCCGCCAUCUCCCCAAGCCGACCUGAUGGUCCACCUGCCUCAGAUACGCGAGGAACACCAGAACUACAUCUCCGAACUCGCCAGAUACAGCAAUGAGGUAACAACGACUUUCAAAGAAGCGGGUUCUGACGCUGAAAACAAAGCGGUGACCGAGCUGUGUCUACGUGGAUUACAACUUCUGUCUUCGUGGUGCUCAGUGCUCACUGAGCUGUGUUCUUGGAAGCUUCUCCAUCCGACUGAUCAUGCGAGCAAUCCUAGAUGCCCCCCUGACGCUGAGGAGUAUGAAAGGGCGACUCGCUACAAUUACACUUCGGAAGAGAAAUUCGCAAUGAUUGAAGUCAUAGCUAUGAUCAAGGGUCUUCAAGUGCUAAUGGCUCGUAUGGAGACGGUUUUCGCUGACGCCGCUCGUCGCUCCAUUUACGCAGAAUUACAGGAUUUCGUUCAGCUGAAAUUGCGCGAACCACUGCGCAAAGCUAUCAAGAAUAAAAAGGAUCUGAUACGCAGUAUAAUAGUAUCGGUUCGUGAAACUUGUGGUGAUUGGGCGCGCGGCUGCGAGCCCCAACAGGACCCCGCGCUGCGAGGGAAGAAGGAUGCCGAGGCUAGUUUUACUAUCAAAGUGCCAAGGAGGAAUGUCGGCCCCUCAUCGACCCAGCUAUACAUGGUUCGAACCCAACUGGAAGCGCUUAUUUCGGACAAGUCAGGUGGUAGACGUACUCUUCGAAAGGACCUGGACGCCGGCACCCUGACCCAGAUUGAGACCUUCCACCGACUCAGUUUCUAUUGGGGAUAUCUGCUCAACUUGUCAGAUUCUCUUCAGAAAUGUUGCGAUCUAUCACAGCUGUGGUACAGGGAGUUCUACCUCGAAAUGACAAUGGGCCGAAAAGUUAAUAAAUGCACCGUUCAUCACCAGCAUAACGAGGAAUGCAACGACCUGAUCACCAUGGAGAAGAGGAUCCAAUUCCCGAUUGAGAUGUCUAUGCCCUGGAUCCUAACCGACCAUAUACUUAGGACCAAGGAACCGGCUAUGAUGGAAUAUGUCCUAUACCCACUGGAUCUAUACAACGACUCUGCCCAGUACGCGCUUACAGUGUUCAGAAAGCAGUUCCUUUAUGAUGAGGUGGAAGCGGAAGUGAAUCUAUGCUUUGAUCAAUUCGUCUAUAAACUAUCUGAGCAGGUCUAUGCUCAUUACAAGCAAUUGGCUAGCAGCAUGCUCCUGGACAAACGUUACCGCGCGGAGUGCGCGGCCCGGGGCGCCAGUACGGGGGCGGCGCCCGGGCGCUACGCCUCCCUGCUACGACAGCGUCACGUCGCCUUACUGGGCCGACAUGUUGAUCUUUGCGCACUAGUGGCUCAGCGAAUCAAUGCGGAUAUGCACCGCGCCUUAGACGCCGCGGUAGCGAAGUUCGAAGCCGGAGAUAUAACUGGUGUUGUGGAAUUGGAAGGGUUGAUAUCAGUGAAUCGCCUAUGUCACAAAUUACUAAGUCGAUACCUCACUCUGGACGAUUUCGAUGCUAUACUCAGAGAGAGUGACCACGGAGUGCUCGCGCCCUACGGGAGGAUCACAUUACACGUUUUCUGGGAGCUAAACUUCGAUUUCCUCCCGAAUUAUUGUUAUAAUGCCGCUACGGAUCGCUUCGUGAAAUGCCGCGGCAUCCAGUUCGCUGCGGGCGUGACGCGGGAGAAGCCCCAGCAGUAUGGCCACGCCUUACUGUGGGGCUCCAAGCAACUUAGCCUCGCUUACUCAGCUCAAUACGCACAGUAUGUUGGGUUCGUGGGCGCCCAGCAUCUCCACGCGCUAGUCCGACUCUUGGGCUACCAAGGUGUAGCAGUUGUGGUCUCCGAGUUGCUGGACGUGGCCCGUGGCCUCCUCCACGGAACUAUUGCCCAGUUCACACGGGCCCUCGCCGCAGCCAUGCCCAGGCAUUGCAAGCUGCCCAGAUAUGAUUAUGGAUCCAACGGUGUAUUAGGCUACUACCACGCUCAGCUAACUGAUAUAGUUCAAUAUCCCGACGCUCGGACUGAACUUUUCCACGCGUUCCGAGAAUUGGGAAAUAUCAUACUCUUCUGUAUGCUAAUCGAACAGGCUCUUAGUCAAGAAGAAGUCACGGACUUACUUCACGCUGCGCCCUUCCAGAACAUUCUUCCAAGACCCUUCGCUGCAGAAGGUGAAAAACCUGAAACGAAACAGAAACGACUCGAAGCUAAAUACGCGGCUCUACAGAUCGUUCAAAAUGUCGACAAAUACGGCACAGCUAAGCAAGGCCAGCUAUCCCGCGAGGGCGACCUGCUGACCCGCGAGCGGCUGUGCUGCGGCCUGUCGCUGUUCUCGGUAGUGCUGCGCAGACUGCGCACGUGCCUGUCGGCGCCGCAGUGGCCCGCCCCCCCCGCCCCCCACCACCACGCGCCCGCACAUACUGACGACACCAACGAGUUCCACAGAUUGUGGUCAGCGCUUCAGUUCUUGUACUGCAUCCCCGUCGGUGACACGCAGUUCACUGUCGAGGAACUAUUCGGCGAAGGUCUCCACUGGGCCGGGUGUACCAUCAUAGCGCUGCUGGGCCAGCAGAGACGGUUCGAGGCGCUGGACUUCUGCUACCACAUCCUGAGGGUGCAGAGAGUGGACGGGAAGGACGAGUCGGUCAAAGGCAUUCCACUAAAGCGCAUGGUGGACCGCAUCCGUCGGUUCCAAGUGCUGAACUCUCAAAUAUUCGGAGUACUGGCGCGACACCUGGCGGCCGACGAGGAGAGAGCCGGCGUCGAACACGUACGCUGCUUCCCGCCGCCCUCCGCGCCCGUACAUCAGAUCAACUAGCUUGUAACACCCUGUAUUGAAU